This is a messenger RNA of Setaria italica (foxtail millet), 3330 nucleotides long. RefSeq names its product actin cytoskeleton-regulatory complex protein PAN1. Lineage: Eukaryota; Viridiplantae; Streptophyta; Magnoliopsida; Poales; Poaceae. Bases 85 to 2979 code for a protein of 964 amino acids. The record is from RefSeq and is a predicted model, not a curated record. The transcript is spliced from 2 exons.
CCCCGUCCGAAGCCCAAACCCAAACCCAAGCCCGGACCGAACGACCCCGCAUCCAUCUCUAGGUUUUCGAUUCCCCUCCACAGGAUGUCCGACCCCGCCGCCGGCGGCGCAAUCGUCCACGCCGACGGAGGCGGCAGCGCGUGGGCGAACGGCGGCCCCCUCUUCGGCGACAUGGUCUGGGGCAAGGUGAAGUCCCACCCGUGGUGGCCGGGCCACAUCUACAGUGUCGACCUCACCGACGACGAGGAGGUACACCGCGGCCGCCGCGACGGGCUCGUCCUCGUCGCGUUCUUCGGCGACUCCAGCUACGGCUGGUUCGAGCCGCAGGAGCUGGUCCCCUUCGAGGACCACUUCGCCGAGAAGGCGGCCCAGGGCGGCAGCUCCCGCAGCAGCUUCGCCGCCGCCGUCGCGGAAGCCGUCGACGAGGUCGCCCGCCGCAGCGCGCUCGCGUUGCUCUGCCCGUGCCGGGAACCUGGCGCGUUCCGCCCCCACCCCGGCGACGGCAGAUUCUUCCUGGUUGACGUCCCGGGAUUCGACUCCGACGCCGACUACCACCCCGACCAGAUCCAGGCCGCGCGGGAUCGAUUCGUGCCGCGGAAGGCGCUGGACUACCUGCUGGACGCGGCCGUGACUCAGCAGGACGUGGCCGAAGCCGCCGCGCGCACCGUGCCGGGGAUGGAGAUGGCCGGGCUGUUCAUGGCGUACCGCCGCACAGUGUUCGCCCCGCGCGACGACACCUACGCCGAGGCCUUCGGGGUGGAUCCGGAGAAGGUGCUUGAAGCCGAGAAGAAAGCAGCGGCUGAUCGAGCACAACGAGCUCGGCCUCUCAAGGGUGGGCCCAGGAAGACGCCGGACCAGGCCUCGCCGAUGCCCGGCCGCCGGAGGGGCGGCGCCGGCGGGGCCGCCGCCAGGCUCAUGGAGAAGAUCGUGCCGGGGGCCUCCGCCAUGAAGGCCAAGUCCAGCAAGAAGGACCAGUACCUGCUCAAGCGCCGGGACCCACCGGAGCCCGCGCACCGCCAGCAGCCGCCGCCGCUCCCGGACGCGCCGGCCCCGGCACCUCCUGCGCUCGACGACGGCCCGCCGGGGUUCCGCUCCGGGGACCCGCCCACGCCGCCACUGCCCGGGGGCACCCUUACCGACGAGGAGGAGUUCAUGCUGCAGCGCCGCGCGCCGCUCGUCGAGGUCCCACCCGCUGCCCAGGCGACCGAGGGGGGCGCUGCCGCCGCGGCCGCGUCCGCCGCCGCCGACGCCGCGCCCAAGAAGGCCACCAAGGCCAAGAAGCCCCGCAAGCGCGAGAUGGAGGAAGCUGCUGACGCGGGUCCCGGCGCCGCCGCGGCCGGCGAGCCCAAGAAGAAGAAGAAGAAGAAGAAGCUUAACGAUCUGGACGGCGCGGUCCCCAACGUGACCGACCCCAACGGGCUUGACUUGGCGCAGGUAAUAUCGGACAUUCGGAACCUCCCACUCGCCCCCUUCCACGGCGCCGACCGUCGCAUCUCUGACGCCGCUCGCUCCUUCGUCCUCGCGUUCCGCUCCAAGUACUACAAGAAGAGCUACGAGAACGACCCGCCCGAGGAGUCCAAGAAGAGCCUCGACAAACCCAGCGCCGCCGCCACAGCAGCCGCCGACGGCCAGCCAGUGAAGAAGAAGAAGCUGGUCGUGAGGCCUGGCGCCGGCAAUGACCCCACCAGAGCCGGCGUGAAGCGUGGGCCGUCGGACCGGCAGGAGGAGCUGGCCGUGAAGAAGAAAGCCAAGCUCGACAAGAUCAAGACAUUGUCCAGCGAGAAGAAGGCUGGAGGCCUGGAGCAGAGAGACAGCUCUGUCGCGUCCCCGGUUGCCCAGCAGCAGGCACGGCCCAAGGCCGAGACGGGUGCCGCCAAGAAGAAGGAGCCGGCGCCGGCUCCGAGGAUCAGGACCCCGUCACCGAUGGCGCUGAUGAUGAAGUUCCCGCUGAAGAGCACGCUGCCGUCGGUGGCGUCGCUCAAGGCGCGGUUCGCGCGCUUCGGGCCCCUCGACGUCGACGGCAUCCGCGUGUACUGGAAGUCCCACAUGUGCCGCGUCAUCUACAGGUUCAAGGCCGACGCCGAGGCCGCUCUCAGGUACGCCAGCGGCAACGCCAUGUUCGGGCAGGUGGACACCCAGUACCACCUCCGUGAGGUCGAGUCGGCGGGCCGGGAGCCAGCGGCGCCAGAAGCGCCACCCUCGCAGCAGCGCUCCGAGCUGCGGCUCAUGGAGACCGCCGCGUUCAGGCCCGGCAGCUCCGGCAACGGCGCUCCCCUGCCCAUGUCCAGGGCCGUGCCGGCGCGCCCGGCCGUGGGACAGCAGCCCAAGUCGAUCCUGAAGAAGAGCACGGAUGAUGGCACGGCCGGCGCCGCCGCCAGGGAGGCCCCUCGGGUCAAGUUCAUGCUGGACGCUGGGGACAGCAAGGUCGAUCCGCCUGCACCGCCGGCCACCGGCGGCGCGGACAGCAGCAAGGCCACCAAGUCGGUCGGUUUCGCCCCGCAGCCACCCGCGCGCACCCUGCAGCCGCCUAUGCGCCCCACGCAACCGCCCUUGCAGCAGCCUCCCCGCGCCGCCACCGCCGCCGCCGUCACCCAGCAGCUCCCGCCGCCGCCGCCACUGCCAUACCAGCCUCGCCCCAGCGACGGGCUGCUCCCCGGCUCAGGCCAGCAGCUACCAUACCCGCCUCGCCACACCGAAAUGCCAUUGGCAGCUUUCUCCAACAGCCUACCGCCACCGCCGUACCCGCCCCGCCACAGUGAGGGCCCGUCCGCCCUCCCUGGGCCCCCGCCGCUGCCACCGUACCCGCCUCGCUCCGCCGGUUUCCCCAGCCAGCAGCAGCAGGAGAUACCCGCGUGGAAGAGGAGCAAGGAGGAGUUCAAGGACGAGGUGUGGAGGCUCAUGACGGGGAUCGCCAAGAUCGUGGACCCGCUCACCGACAAGAACGGCUUCUUCCCCUACCACCUCUUCCGAGCGCAGUGAGCAUGGCGUCUUCCUCCUCCUCGUCCCACCGAGCUUGCAGAAGAGAGGUCGAUCGCGGCAGCUUCAUGGAUGGCCAUGGAGCUAGCGAGCUGCUGCCGCGUUGUAUCCGUCAGGCCCCAGUGCCAGUAGUAGUAGUAGCAGCGGUAAUGCUAGUAGCAACGGUGACUUUGCCGGAGAGUGAGUGGGGGAGAGUGGAGAACGGCAGGUGCCUGUGGUAGUGUAUGACUGUGGUUUUGUACUCUGGUUUGUGCGACAGCGUGUGUGCACUCCGUCCGUCGUCUAGAAUCUGGGAUAAUUAGACUCUUCUAUGGACAAAAAUGGGAUGGUUAUAGUGCGUGUUGCAUUUUAAAA